Messenger RNA from Ilex paraguariensis (yerba mate), 852 nucleotides. The record is from the annotation of a GenBank genome assembly. NCBI's taxonomy places the organism in Eukaryota, Viridiplantae, Streptophyta, Magnoliopsida, Aquifoliales, Aquifoliaceae.
AUGGACAUGGCAACACUGUCUGUGCCACCACCAACAUCCACUAGCGAAGGUUUUGGAACCAAUGACUCAAGAAAUGCCAUGAAAAUGGAUCGGUACCAGAGGGUUGAGAAGCCUAGGGUGGAGACUCCGAUUGACGAGAAUGAGAUUCGGAUUACGAGUCAGGGGAGGAUGCGAAGCUAUAUCACUUAUGCCAUGGGUCUGCUUCAGGAAAAAGGUUCUCCAGAAAUUGUGUUCAAGGCAAUGGGUAGAGCUAUCAACAAAACUGUAACAAUUGUGGAGUUAAUUAAGAGGAGAAUUAUUGGUCUUCAUCAAAUUACCUCAAUCAGAUCCACCGACAUAACUGAUACAUGGGAGCCCCUGGAGGAAGGCCUUCUCCCCUUGGAAACCACUAGGCAUGUUUCGAUGAUCACCAUAAUUCUAUCAAUGAAGGAGCUGGAUACAUCAUCUGUUGGCUAUCAGCCUCCACUUCCAGCUGACCAGGUGAAGGUGGCGACAGAAUUUGAUUAUGAACGAGAGGGAUCACCUACUAAUUUGGGUAGGGGUCGUGGUGGUAGAGGAAGGGGGAGGCCGAGAGCCAUAUCUGGCAAUGGCUAUGCACAUGCUGAAUAUGAGGAUGGAGGUUACAAUCGGGGCUAUGCCAGGGGUAGAGGUCGAGGACGAGGUCGUAAUUUCCGUGGCCGUGGAAGGGGAGGGUACAAUGGUCCACCAGUGGAUACUCAGCAAGAUGCUGUAGGCUACAAUCAAGAAGUGCCUUUUCGGGGCCGAGGUCGUGGCCGUGGAAGGGGAACUCGUGGGAGGGGUCGUGGCUUCAGAUCCAAUGGGCCAAUCCUUGCUGCUGCUGGAGGGGCUUAG